AUGUGGAUUUUGGUGGAGUAUUAUCAAAAUGAAAUUUGUAAAAUAAGAGAUAGUAUAAAAGCUCUGGAUGUUUCUAUCAAAAAGUAUUCAAGUUUUCAAAAUUUCAUUGAACUGUAUAAUGGUGUGGAGGCAAAGGCUGAUCGUCACAAGGCAACCAUUAUUUCGAGAAAACAGUCUAAGUUGAGAAGGGACAUUGUUUCUUAUCACACUAACCAAGCAUAUAUUGUGUCUGGUAGUUCUGUCUUGACAAACACGGACACAAAGAGAAAUAAGGAUAAUGAAGUUCAGGACAAAAUAGUUGAACCAGGGAGAUUAACUAAUGGAGAAGCUGUAUCAAGAAGUACUGGAAGCAAAGAAAUUGCUUCAGUUGUUGUUACAGAUAGUGUGGAUAAAGCUUUAUUAGCUGGAGAUUUAAAUAACAUCUUGGAGUGCAAAGAGGCACUUUGGCAAUUGGUGCUUGGGGCAGAUGAAACACCGGGACUAAAUGAAGUUAUUAAUUUAAAGUGUUUUCUGUUAGCAAAAAUAUAUGGCAACACCUACAGCAUAUUUCUGGGAAGUAAAUUAAUAGUUGUGUUGAAUUGCUUUCAGAGCGUGAAAGAAGCUUUGGUUAACCAUGCAGCUGAAUUUUCAGACAGACCAGAAGAUCCCGUGUUCCUAAAACUUAAUAAGAAUAAAGGUAUUAUCACAGUUCCUUAUGGACAGCAAUGGAAAGAACAGCGAAGAUUUGUUUUAAUGUUACUAAGAAAUUUUGGUCUUGGUACAAAGACAAUGGAAAACAUGAUCAUAGAGGAAGCAAAGUAUUUAGUUAAAUAUUUUGAAGACAAGAAUGGUUGUCAGUUUGAUCCAAAGAUGGUACUCAAUACCACUGCGUCCAAUAUCAUCUGCUCCAUUUUAUUUUCACAAAGGUUCAACUACUGCGACAAUACAUUUAGCAAGAAACUUGAGCUCCUUGGUGAAGUUUCAGAUCUGAUUGGUGGAUUUUGGGGAGAGCUUUACAAUGCAGUACCUGUUCUAAGAUGUCUUCCUCUUCCUUUUCAAAACAUUUUCAGAAACAUUUGUGAUAUCAACUUUUUUCUGCAGAACAUUAUAGAGGAACAUAAAAAGAGUUUAAUACCGGGAGAACCCAGAGACUUCCUGGACUGUUAUUUAGAAGAAAUUAAUAAAAGAAAAAAUGAUGGCUCCUCCUUUGAUAAUGAAACUCUACUUACAGUGAUGACAGAGCUAUUUGGAGCAGGUACUGACACCACAACUCAUACUUUGAGAUGGGCAUUACUGCUAAUGAUGGCUUAUCCUAAUGUUCAAGAAAAGUGUUACAAGGAAAUUGAAUCUAUCACUAAUGGCAAGGAGUUUGUGUCUUAUGAUGACAGACUAAGGAUACCUUAUACACAGGCCGUUAUUCAUGAAGUCCAGCGUUUUCGAAAUGUAAUUCCUCUUGGUGUUCCACAUGCUACAACAAAAAAAGUAUUGUUUAGAGGAUAUACAAUUCCUCAGGGUACCAGGGUGAUAACAAACCUGAAUUCUGCCCUUUGUGAUGAGACUCAGUGGAAGUUCCCUCAAGAAUUUAACCCUGACAACUUCCCCAAUGAUAGUGGAGAGUUUGUGAAGCCAGAAGCAUUUAUACCCUUUUCAGCAGGUCCAAGGAUUUGUUUAGGUGAGAACUUAGCUCGGAUGGAGAUUUUCCUCUUCUUUACAUCUUUACUAAAAACAUGUGAAGUCUUCUGGCCUGAAAAGUCCACAGCACCUAACCUCACAUCCACAUUCUCGAUAGUACAAUCACCGUAUCCCUUCAGAGUGGGGCUGAAAAGCAGAAAGACCUGUUAAUAGAGAAAGGAAAUGAAUCACACUGUUAUACAAUUAGGUGAUUUCAAGCAAAACUGAAUGUUUUUUUCUUAUACUGUGAUUUAAGGAUUAAUAUAUCAUAAUAUAACUGUC
Molecule: messenger RNA, 1932 nt
Organism: Protopterus annectens (West African lungfish)
Lineage: Eukaryota; Metazoa; Chordata; Ceratodontiformes; Protopteridae
Product: cytochrome P450 2C15-like
Exons: 10
Coding region: 1-1821 (606 amino acids)
Biological process (GO): xenobiotic metabolic process
Cellular component (GO): cytoplasm; intracellular membrane-bounded organelle
Molecular function (GO): oxidoreductase activity, acting on paired donors, with incorporation or reduction of molecular oxygen, reduced flavin or flavoprotein as one donor, and incorporation of one atom of oxygen; heme binding; iron ion binding
Source: RefSeq, a predicted model, not a curated record